Messenger RNA from Periophthalmus magnuspinnatus, 2415 nucleotides. RefSeq names its product RAB3D, member RAS oncogene family, b (gene rab3db). Gene Ontology annotation, biological process: protein localization to plasma membrane; regulation of exocytosis; protein secretion. Lineage: Eukaryota; Metazoa; Chordata; Actinopteri; Gobiiformes; Gobiidae. Bases 280 to 948 code for a protein of 222 amino acids. Gene Ontology annotation, molecular function: GTPase activity; GTP binding. The record is from RefSeq and is a predicted model, not a curated record. The transcript is spliced from 5 exons. Gene Ontology annotation, cellular component: endosome; synaptic vesicle; plasma membrane.
GGAGUUGUGUGUGUACAUUGUGCGUACAUUGUGCAGAGUCCACGCUCUACACACCCCUCCCUCUCUCCUCUGCCCCUGUGCGCAAACCACAUCCCCAAAACAAGUGGAUCGAGCUGGAAAGGACAUUCACCAACUGUGGCUGUGGUUUUGGGGCAUACACGAUCAUCUUUUGCUGGCGCAUUUGUCAAGAGAACUUUGUCUGGCAUUUUACAAACAAAGAAGUGGACGAGCAUAAAAGGCGAGAGGCGGAAACAGUUCGGAUCACUUUAGCGCACUAGGAUGGCAUCCAGUGACUCAAGGCUCCAGCAGCAGCCCUCUCAGAAGGAUGCAGCCGACCAGAACUUUGACUACAUGUUCAAACUGCUCAUCAUCGGGAACAGCAGUGUGGGCAAGACCUCCUUCCUGUUCCGAUAUGCAGACGACUCCUUCACCUCCGCCUUCGUUAGCACUGUGGGCAUCGACUUCAAGGUCAAGACCGUGUUCCGCCAGGACAAGAGAAUCAAACUACAGAUCUGGGAUACUGCUGGACAGGAGCGUUAUCGCACCAUCACCACAGCUUAUUACAGAGGGGCUAUGGGCUUCCUCCUCAUGUAUGACAUCACCAACCAGGACUCCUUUAAUGCUGUGCAGGACUGGGCUACUCAGAUUAAGACAUACUCGUGGGACAAUGCACAAGUGAUCCUUGUGGGGAAUAAGUGUGAUUUAGAAGAUGACAGGCUCAUCCCAACAGAGGACGGACAGCGGUUAGCAGAGGACCUAGGUUUCCAGUUCUUUGAGGCCAGUGCCAAAGACAACAUAAACGUGAAGCAGGUCUUUGAGCGGCUGGUGGACGUCAUCUGCGACAAGAUGAACGAGAGCAUGGACGGAGACAUGAACCUCAUGUCCAACCACAGGACCCAAAACCUGAAGGACAUGUCCUCAGAGAACCAGGGCGGCUGCUCCUGUUAGGAUCCCUGGGAACACUGGGAUACCAUGUGGAGACCAAACUACCCUGUGUGCCUCUGAUGCCAACCACUGUCCCGGACCAGACUGUAGUUCCCUUCACCAAUUAUGGCAUUCCUAUUAUAAUCUAUGGUAAUAUAGGUAACUGUUAGUAAGCAUAUAUUUGCAGUUCUCCAGUAGUGAUUUUUGCCUUGGAGAUUUCUGAGCUACACGUUUGUGCUGGGAGCAAGAUGUAUACAUUAAUUUCAGGCUUUACUCUUAUACUUCAUUUAGUACACAAAAUUGGAAAUACCUGAUUGGAAUAUUUCAUGUUCAUACUAAAAACUAACAAUAAAUCUUUUUCUUAAUCUUUUUUUUUACAAACCAAAAAUGUGUAUAUACUGCUCAUUCUAGUUACUGUGUGUUUUAUUCUGUUGUCCCAGUCAAAUUCUCACCUGAGCUGCCUUAACCAUUAGCUAUUUUACAUUCACAAUACUGAAAUGUGUUUUUAUUGUCUGGCUCUCAGUACAAAUCUCUGUAUAACCUGUUUGCAUGAGUUGUAAUUAUGACUUACGCUAGAAAAUAUUUAUUUGCACAACCGAAGCCUCAAUUCAUAAUAUAACUUUAUACUGGGAAUUCACAUCGGCUACUUAAUAUCACUUUGUUCUUAGGCGUGUUUUUAAGCCAAAUGACUGCCCACUCCUUUUCCUAUUUGUGUAUCGUGUGUAUAACGUUACUUCAAAUAUCCUCAAAUAUCAAAAUACAGUUCAUGUUUGUCUCCCCGUAGUACUUAUGCCUUUGGAUAACAACUGAAUAAGAAAAUGGAUUGCAUGACAAAUCUAUACUUGAAAAUUCCUGCGAUGAGAUAAACGACAUUCUGGUCUUGAUUUGACAAGUGAAUAGUCACUUUUUUCAAAACUGUAUUCUAGUCAUUAUUUAUGAAACUGUUUAACUUUGUGGAUACUUUUGGAAUGUCAUUUUAAGUAUUAAAGUUUCUGCAACGGUGCAUGGCAAAUCAAGAAGCCAAGUGAUUAUUUGUAUACUUUCCAGUGCAUUUUUCUUUUGCAUACUGGUAACAUACUGUCAAUUAUUGUUAACCACAACAGCGGUUCCUCUUUACUUCUCAUGGUCAUUCACCACUCCCCGAUUUUGCUGUUUACUUAUCUCACUGGUCACUACUGCUGCUAAACAAUGAUAGUUCUAAGAAUGUAUUGCACAUAGAAUCUCACUUGGACCGGGUGAACUCUGGAAUAGUAUCAUCAUUACACUAAAUUAUAUCUAAAAGCGUUGUGCAUUUCUUGUCUCUGGAGUCAGCUGUGUUGAAAGAUUUUUCUGGAUCACUUUUGUGCUGUUGUGAUUUAUAAACUGUAUUUUGGUUGGGGACCAUCUUAAGUGGUGAGGUUUUAUGUUUUUAAUGUAUGUUUUGAAUGUGAUUACUGUUUGAGGAAUGUAUGUAUUGGAUGGAAAAUACAAUAAAAAUGAAAUUGAACUCUU